GAUGUCUGAGGAAUAAGUGCAAUUUGAGAGAAAAGAAAUUGGAAAAAUUGAGUUUUAGAGGGAGUUUAGGAGCUUUUUGACCUGUUUUGAGGGUCUAGAGGAUGGGAUAAGGUAUAUAUGUGGGCUUUAGAGGUGAAAGAUUGGGAGAUUAACAGACUAGAAGGAGUUAGAAAUUUAGAAAUGAAGUGUAAAGGUUUUUGGUAGUGAAAUAGAUUUUAGAGAUAUCUAAGGUUGCUUUGAAGCCAUUUUAAGCACAUUCCAGGGUAUUUUAGAGCAUUAUGCUUGUUAUAAUAAUUAUUGUAGAUGAUUAUAAACAGAAAAUAAACUACAAUCCAGAGAAUUCUAAGGAAAUUAGGUCUUUGAACGGAAGAGAAAGAAUAUAGAAGCAUCUAAAUUUUACACUAAGCCAAGAAUUCCUAAACUAUCUUCUUCCAUGCAGAGCAUCAGAGAAAUCCAGAGGGAAGAACGUAAAAAUUUUGUAGGCUUCAUUAGUGCAAAGCACUGUGGGCGACCACGUGCAAGUGCUUAUGACAUUCCUGAGGAAGAGAUUGAUUCAAACUAUCGCUCUCAUGCUAUUUCAGAUCUUAUCAAAAAGAUUGAUGUGAUCACAGAGUGCCACAAGUCCAGCUUCAAGUUCAAAGUUAGUAAAGUCAGCAGCAACGGAGAGUUUGAGGUUGACAAAGAAUAUGUCAGAUUUGAUCUCAUCUCGGACUGUGAUUACAAGAAUUACACCAAAGUCAAAACUGAAAAACCUGAUGCUUCCGAAGUUGGAAAUAAUGCCCUAAAGUACAAAAUGCUGAACUGUGAUUCCAAGAUGGUGAGGAGGAUGCUUGAAUUCAAUGAUUUUACUGAAAUAGAUGGUCACGACUGGAACCUUCUAUGGAUGAACAGUAGUACAGCCAAGAAAAUAUGGUCAAAACUAAACCCUUACCAGAAGAUCAACCAUUUUCCAUCAAGUUAUCAGAUCACUAGGAAGGAUAACUUGUCAAGAAACAUUAAGCGGAUGCAGGAGGAGUAUUCCUACGAAGAGUUCAACAUCAUCCCCGAGACUUACAUCCUACCUGAUGAGGCAACAACUUUGCUGAGCAAAUUUAAUGAAGGAACUUUACAAAGCCAUAGGUUAAACUAUUGGAUUGUCAAGCCAGUUGCCUCCUCUAGAGGCAGGGGCAUUUACAUCACAAGCUCUCUAAGCGAGAUUGAUCUUGACAAGAAAUUAGUUGUAAGCAAGUACAUCCCGAACCCAUUCUUGAUUAACUCGCAUAAAUUCGAUCUGAGGAUCUACGUAAUAAUCACCUCGUUCGACCCUUUGAGAAUUUAUAUGUUCAAAGAGGGUUUGGCCAGAUUUGCUGCUGAGAAGUACAACUCAAGUAAUAUAAAGAACCGGUGCUCUCACCUCACGAACUACAGUAUAAAUAAAAAGCACAAAGAUUUUGUCCAAAACGAGUCUGAAAAAAGAGACGAUUAUGGCUGAAAAUGGAGCCUCUCAGCCCUUUGUAAAACUUUAGAGAUGGCUGGGAUAGACCUCGACCUUCUCUGGUCAAGAAUCUAUGAUGCUCUGAUCAAGAUUAUUCUUAGUGCAGAAGGGAAAAUCUACGAGCAGGUCAAGAGCUGCUGCACUCAUAGCACAAACUGAUUCGAAAUUUUAGGGUUCGACGUCCUUAUCGAUUCUAACUUAAAACCAUGGAUACUUGAAGUGAAUCUCUCCCCUUCUCUCAGUAGUGAUUCUCCACUAGAUUGGAAGAUCAAAAACAGCCUGUUAGCAAGCACCUUUAACCUGAUCGGCCUAAACAGAUUUAACCGUAAGAAGGACAAGGUUGACUUCACAACCUCGAUCAGAGACUUGUAUUCCAGAGGGAGGACUUAUGCAUCGACUAAGAUACAAGUGUGAAAUAUGAAUUUCUUCAACUCAAUGCCGACAUCUAAACUUUCAUCUGAGGUAAAAUAAAUACCUUGACAUUGAUGGGAGCCUUAAAGACUAUCAAACUUUCCUAAAAUAACUACUUAAAAAUGAAGAAUAAGGACAUUGUCAAGCAGACGCUUGAAGAAGUCAACCGAAGCGGGGAAUUUAUCAGGCUGUAUCCCUCAAAGAACUCAGAUAAGUACAACAAGUACUUUUCGGCGAAGCGGAGUCAGAACAUCUUCAUAUAUAAGAUCCUGUAUACAGAAGAUGUUCUUCCUCUGGAAGCAGAGACUUACCACGAAGACUUGCCUUUGACACCUGAGAAGAAGGAAUGUAUAGCUAAGACAAACUUGGAGUCCAAGGCUUCGCCCAAGAUCAAAAUUAAUUAGACAUAUGUUAUCUUCAAAGAAUCUUAAGGCUAAAUAGGAUCUCAGAUCAGUUUAGUGCCCAUGAAUGCCCAUCUCUGAUCAACAGCCAGGGAAACCCAAUCGAAGAUUACACAAGACCAAAGACAAGCAAGUUGAUAGGGACAAAGAGUGUUUACCAGCCUGAAAUUUCCGACCUGAAAUCAGCUAAACCGAAGAAAUCCACAUCUCGGAUCAUCUCUGGCGAUGACCUGCUGAUCGAAUACUCUUCAAGAGUGGUCAAAGUUCUCAGGCUGAUCAAUGAGGAGGAUCUUGAGCUAGCCCACAAGAAUGUGGUUGAAAGAUUCAUAAAACACAAAGCAUGGGUAACCACUGAUCUAGCCCAAACCACCCCGAAUUCUCUCUAUUGGCAACGCCUUGAAACACGAAUUCUAGAAAUGAAGGACAGAAGGAAACGGUUAGCCAAGAAUAUAGCUAAAUCUGAAGGCUUGCUAGAUAAAUUCGAAGUUAAUUAUGACAAAAUCAUCCUUAAAUAAAGAAGCUAUCAUGAAGAAAUACAACACUUUCCAGCUGGAGAGCAAGGUUGGUAAGUACACAAAGAAUAUUGCACGAGAUCUUGCUGAGAUCUUUCUUCAGUUUGGCUCAAAAAGUGGCAUCCUAAAGGCCUUGGAAAACAAACGAUUUAAUUACAUGAAAGUCAAACUUCCCAAGAAAUAUGCACGUUCCAAUCUGAACUCUUCGCCUUGUACUGCUAAUAUCAGGCCAACAGUGAAGUGUUUCACUAAGGUGAAGCACAAGUCUACUCAGAAGGAAGGGCCUGAUCGGUUCUCCACUGCUGUUACAAUGAACAAUCCCUUCCACCAGCAUGGUAUUGCUAAUUUUUAGCAGUUCGAAUAUAUCCAAUAUAAUAAACACAGACCAAGUGAAGAAGGUUAAGAAGCCAAAAAUGAUCCGCAAGAAGCAGGUUUCCACCUCAAAGCCCUCUCAGAGGAGACAUUUUCCUCAAAGGUCGUAUUACAGAAAUCCGAACAAGUUUGGCAACCAAUACAUCUACUUCAAGCAGAACAAGGAGAAGUGUAGACUUCUGACAGACCUUGACCUUGAAAGAACUCCACUGAAGGCUAAUAUUGCUGAUAACCAUCAUAUGAGCGUCAACUCGUAUAAGAAGAAGCGGAUUACUAUUUCAGAGAAGGUACAGACUCGGUCUACCCAUGCUUAAGUAUUUAUUCAAUUUAAUAAUGCC
Messenger RNA from Moneuplotes crassus, 3508 nucleotides. Lineage: Eukaryota; Ciliophora; Spirotrichea; Euplotida; Euplotidae. The record is from the annotation of a GenBank genome assembly.